CCAGGCGGAGACUGGGGCGCGGAGCGGAGGAGCGGAGGGAGCGGAGCCAUGGCCCCGCCGCUCGCCGUCCUGCGGCUGUUGCUGGGGCUGCUUCUGGGCCGUGGAGUCGGCUCUGGGCUGCGGGAGGAGCUGACCCACGUCGAGCGGUACGAGACGGCGGUGCCACAGCGCGUACCGGCGCCCCUGGCAAAGAGGGACCUCUCUGUGUCACCGAGCACGUACCCGGAACAUGUCCUCUACAGUGUCCAUGCUGAGGGCAGGGACUACCUGCUGCACCUGGAGAAGAACAGGGAGCUGCUGGGACAGCAUUACACUGAGACGCACUAUCUGGCUGAUGGCACUGAAGUCACGGAGAAGCCAGAUGUCCAGGACCACUGCUUUUACCAAGGCCACGUUGAGGGGCAUGCCAACUCCGCAGCAAGCAUCAGCACCUGUAGUGGGCUCAGUGGCUUUUUCCGGGUGAAUGAGACCACCUUCCUGCUAAAGCCUCUGGAAGAGCACGAGGCCGGCCGGCAUGCAGUGUACAGAGCAUCCCACCUGCGCAUGAAACGCAGUGCCUGCCUGGAGGCUGCCUUGGAGUAUGACCACGACCCCAAGAUUGCUGCACCCCUGAAGCUCUAUCGCUGGAAAUCAGCCCGCUUGCACAGAGGGCCUCGAUAUGUGGAGCUGGUCCUGGUUGUGGACAAUGAGGAGUUCAGAAAGUACAAGGACUUGCACAAAGUGCAGAACCGCAUGAAAGAAAUCGUCAACCACGUUGACAAGCUUUAUCAACCUCUUGGCCUGCGUGUGGCAUUGAUUGGCUUGGAGGUGUGGAGCAACAGGGACAAAAUCACUGUCAGUCGCAAGGCAGAGGAGACACUGGAGAACUUCCUUCGCUGGCGGGAGACAGACCUACUGAAGAGGAAGCAGCACGACAAUGUCCAGCUGAUCACGGGUAUAGACUUCCACGACACGACUGUAGGGCUGGCAAAGAAGCUUGCUAUGUGCACCAGGGACUCAGGAGGAGUUAAUCAGGACCACAGUGUGGAUCCUAUUGGUGCUGCAUCCACCAUGGCUCACGAGAUGGGACACAACCUGGGAAUGUCUCAUGAUGAAGACAUUGCUAACUGCCACUGUCCUGUCAUCAAAGAACAUGGAGGAUGUGUUAUGGCAGCAAAGAUCAGCUUGGCUUACCCCAGACUCUUUAGCACCUGCAGUGAGCAGGACAUGUGGCAGUUCCUUGAGGACCCCAAGACCAUCUGCUUGCUGAAUGUCCCUGGAGCAGACAAGCUGUAUGGGGAGCCAGUGUGCGGGAACCAGUUUGUAGAGCGGGGAGAGGAGUGUGACUGCGGCAGGCCAGAGGAGUGCUCCGACCGCUGCUGCAAUGCCACCACGUGCCAGCUGAGAGAGGGGGCUGAGUGUGUGCGGGGCGACUGCUGCCAGGACUGCAAGGUGAAGGCUGCUGGCGUUCUGUGCCGGGCCAGCAAGAAUGACUGCGACCUUCCAGAACACUGCACCGGCCUCAGCUCCGAGUGUCCAGAGGACGUCUUCCAGGAGAAUGGGAUCCCCUGCCAGGGUGGCCAUGGCUACUGCUACAACGGGGCCUGCCCCUCACAUGCUGAGCAGUGCCGCCUGCUCUGGGGCGCAGCAGCUCAGGUGGCUCCUGAUGAAUGCUUCAAGCACAACAGCAGGCAGGAUCGUAACCUCCACUGCAUGACUGAGUCUGGGAGGAGGCCCUGCAGCCCCAAGGAUGUGAAGUGUGGCACGCUGCUAUGCAUGAGUGACACCAGCAGCCCCACCCUCGGCACCGGCUUCUUCAUGCUCUCCUUUGGCCGCUUCAAGUGUAAAGCAGCCCUUGAUAGCAGUGAUGCCAACGAGAUGACAGGCAGCCUCCAGCUGGUGCCCACUGGCACCAAGUGUGGGGAGGAGAUGGUGAGCACUGCAGGGAUGCACCAGGGAGGCAGAGGUGGCUCCCAGCCAAAGGGCCACACUCAUAGCCCCCUGCUGGCCCACAGGUCUGCUAUGCUGGGCGCUGUCAGAACCUCCUGGUCUAUGGCAAGAAGAACUGCUCAUCUAAGUGCAGUGGCCACGGGGUGUGCAAUCACAAACGGGAGUGCCACUGUGAGCUGGGGUGGGCACCACCGUACUGCCAGCACAAAGUUUUGGAGCUCACGGCAGGUAGAAUGUCCUGUGCUGGGAUGGGGAUCAGGGUUCUGCUGGGCAUCCCUAGAAAAGUGGACCCCAUCCCAAUGCCGACUGGCUCCCUGCAGGGACCAGCAGCGUGGUCCUGACGGCCGUGCUGGCUGUGCUGGUGCUGUCCAGCAUCCUGAUCGGUGGAGGCACUGUGCUGCUCAGAGGCAAGGGGAAGAAGUACUUCCAGAAGGGGGGGAUCUCCAGCAGACCUGCCACAGGCAUCACCAACCUGCUCUUUCAGGAGGGCACCCGGCCACACCAGCUGUCCCGCCAUGCCAUCGGCAGCCCCAGCCUGCUCAGUACUACAGUGGCACUACACAAUGCCCAGCCCCUUGUGCCCAGCUGCCCGCUCCUGCAGGAGAAGUGGAAGCCAUCCACCAAACCUCUGCAAGCUCCGGAAACCAAGCAGGUAGCUGCCACCUGUCCCUAAGUGCUGGUACUGGGAGCAAGUUGUGGCUGGUGCCCCAUGGGCAGCCACCUCACUUCUCUCACCCCUUGCCACCCCUGCCAGCCCUGCGAUAUAGCAGUAGAAGUGCUGCCGCCAGCUCCUCUUGCCAAGCCCCUGACACUCUUGUUCCACCCAUGUGCUAUCCCAGCCCUGCCCCAGGUGAGCUGCACCUCAUGCCCCUCCUAUCUCCUCCCUGGGGACCUGGUCUCCACCAACAUCCCCACCUUAUUGCAGCGAGGUGUCCCUCCCAAGGUGGCCCUGAAGCUGCCACCAAGCAGGAGGUGACAUGGGACAGCAGAGCUGUGGGUUCUGGCAUUUCGGCAGGAUGGCAGAGGACCACAGAGCACCACUGGUACUUGAAUUGCUCACCAGACACCCUGGACAGCACCCGUGUUUAUAGACUUUUUUGUGCCUUAAUGGAAUGGUAGCUUUAUGGGUUGCCCAGACAGCCAUGAGCUGGGGGACCAGGAGCUGAGACACCACCAAAACCACUCUUGCCCACAGAAAAUCACCAAAAGGAUGUUUCCUGCUCUCCUCUUUGCCCCACUCCCUAAGUCCCUCCUGAUGCCUGCUCUGAUUUGGAGGCCAGCCCCGAGCCUUUACUGGGUGCCCUGUGCCCUGCUACACUGAAGAUGGCCUGCUCCUCCCACCCUGUCCCUGCUGGGGCCACAGCAGGGAGCUCCUGAUUCCAAGCACACUAGGGUGGCACAAGGAUGCUGUGCUUGCACUGUGUCAAGCCAGGCCUGGCUUCACAGGAGCAGUCCUCCUUAUCUGGUUCUUAGCUCAGGCUCCCACUCUCCUGAAACAAGACUUCCCAGGAGCAUUUUACCCCAGCCAGCUGUUAAUUUCUGAUUGUUAUGUGACUGUUUUGAGCCCUUUGCUGUGGAACUGUGGUCCUCCUCAUUUUUUAUAUGAUUUAGGCCAAAUUCUUUUAUACAAAUAAAGACUGAAGAUAGCAGUGGCUCGGGGUGUUG
Numida meleagris (helmeted guineafowl) is the source of this 3594-nucleotide messenger RNA. It is a transcript of the gene ADAM8, whose product is annotated as ADAM metallopeptidase domain 8. Bases 49 to 3048 code for a protein of 999 amino acids. Gene Ontology annotation, molecular function: metalloendopeptidase activity; cell adhesion molecule binding. The transcript has 19 exons. NCBI's taxonomy places the organism in Eukaryota, Metazoa, Chordata, Aves, Galliformes, Numididae. The record is from RefSeq and is a predicted model, not a curated record. Gene Ontology annotation, biological process: positive regulation of cellular extravasation; regulation of cell-cell adhesion; inflammatory response.